This is a messenger RNA of Panthera uncia (snow leopard), 6031 nucleotides long. It is a transcript of the gene FBXL4, whose product is annotated as F-box and leucine rich repeat protein 4. Gene Ontology annotation, molecular function: protein binding. The transcript is spliced from 9 exons. The record is from RefSeq and is a predicted model, not a curated record. Gene Ontology annotation, biological process: SCF-dependent proteasomal ubiquitin-dependent protein catabolic process. NCBI's taxonomy places the organism in Eukaryota, Metazoa, Chordata, Mammalia, Carnivora, Felidae. Bases 340 to 2205 code for a protein of 621 amino acids. Gene Ontology annotation, cellular component: SCF ubiquitin ligase complex.
GCGUCUUCCUUCCGGGUCGCGCUGGGCCGCGCUCGCUGCCGCCGCGCCGCAGCGCGGGACUCUGGGAGCCGCCCCCGCGCCGGUGUCUCCCGGUGCCGCCUGGGUCGCUGGUGAAGCCCACGGCGCGCACCUCUCCCGGACCCUACAGGGUAAAAGAAUGUGACAUUUCAACAUUUGAACCUGAAAUCAGCAUGCAAUUUUCAAGGCACAUGGAUGAAUGCCAACUUUUACAUUUCCUGUGUGUAUCCUGUGACCAUUCUCUCUGGGAACAUCCUUCAAAGAGUUCAUGCGUCUUACUGAGGACACCUGACCUUUUGAAGCUUCAUAAUUCACACCUAGAUGUCACCAGUCUUUCCCAUGUUAACCGUUCUGACUAUGUUUUAUUAUAUAUGCCUUCGGCGCCGAGCCAGGACAGCUACAAGAGGAGAAAUGAUGAACAGCCAUAGAACUAUAGAAUCAAACAGCCGGACUUCCCCUCUCCACGCAGAGGUGGUCCAGUAUGCCAAAGAAGUAGUGGAUUUCAGUUCCCAUUAUGGAAGUGAGAACAGUAUGUCCUAUACCAUGUGGAAUUUGGCAGGUGUACCAAAUGUAUUUCCAAGUUCUGGUGACUUCACUCAGACAGCCGUAUUUCGAACUUACGGAACAUGGUGGGAUCAGUGUCCUAGUGCUUCCUUGCCAUUCAAGAGGACGCCACCUAAUUUUCAAAGCCAAGACUAUGUGGAACUUACUUUUGAACAACAGGUGUAUCCUACAGCCGUUCAUGUUCUGGAAACCUAUCAUCCUGGAGCAGUCAUUAGAAUUCUGGCUUGUUCUGCAAAUCCCUAUUCCCCAAUUCCACCGGCUGAAGUAAGAUGGGAGAUUCUUUGGUCAGAGAGACCGACGAAGGUGAAUGCUUCCCAGGCUCGCCAAUUUAAACCUUGUAUUAAGCAGAUAAAUUUUCCCACAAACCUUAUACGGCUGGAAGUAAAUAGUUCUCUUCUGGAUUAUUACACCGAAUUAGAUGCAGUCGUGUUACAUGGUACGAAGGACAAGCCAGUGCUUUCUCUCAAGACUUCACUUAUUGACAUGAAUGAUCUAGAAGAUGAUGACUAUGAAGAAAAGGACGGUUGUGGAAUGGACAGUCUUAACAAAAAGUUUAGCAGUACUGCCCUCAGGGAAGGGCCAAAUAAUGGAUAUUUUGAUAAACUGCCUUAUGAGCUCAUUCAACUGAUUCUGAACCAUCUUACACUGCCGGACCUGUGUAGACUAGCACAGACUUGCAAACUACUGAACCAGCACUGCUGUGAUCCUCUACAGUACAUCCACCUCAAUCUGCAGCCGUACUGGGCAAAACUAAGUGACACCUCUCUGGAAUUUCUGCAGGCGCGCUGCACCCUUGUUCAGUGGCUCAACUUGUCUUGGACUGGGAACAGGGGCUUCAUCUCUGUUGCAGGAUUCAGCAGGUUUCUAAAGGUUUGUGGAUCUGAAUUAGUGCGCCUGGAAUUAUCCUGUAGCCACUUUCUUAAUGAAACUUGCUUGGAGAUUAUUUCUGAGAUGUGUCCAAAUUUACAGGACUUAAAUCUCUCAUCCUGUGAUAAAUUACCACCUCAAGCUUUCAACCACAUUGCCAAAUUAUGCGGUCUUAGACGACUUGUUCUCUAUAGAACAAAAAUAGAGCAAACAGCACUGCUCAGCAUUUUGAACUUCUGUUCAGAGCUUCAGCACCUUAGUUUGGGCAGUUGUGUAAUGAUUGAAGACUAUGAUGUGAUAGCCAGCAUGAUAGGAGCCAAGUGUAAAAAACUCCGAACUCUGGAUCUGUGGAGGUGUAAGAAUAUUACUGAGAACGGGAUAGCAGAACUGGCUUCUGGGUGUCCGCUUCUGGAGGAACUCGACCUUGGCUGGUGCCCUACACUGCAGAGCAGCACCGGGUGUUUCGCCAGACUGGCACGCCAGCUCCCAAACUUGCAAAAACUCUUUCUUACAGCUAACAGAUCUGUUUGUGACACAGACAUUGAAGAACUGGCAUGUAAUUGUACCCGAUUACGGCAACUGGACAUACUAGGAACAAGAAUGGUAAGUCCAGCAUCUUUAAGAAAACUUCUGGAAUCUUGUAAAGAUCUUUGCUUGCUUGAUGUGUCCUUCUGUUCACAGAUUGAUAACAGAGCUGUGCUGGAACUCAAUGUGAGCUUUCCAAAUGUAUUCAUAAAAAAGAGCUUUACGCAGUGACUUCAUAUAUGUUCUAUAAUAAAAUCCAUGUGCUUUCGUAGGGUUUUAUUUUGGCGUUGGUUUUGUUUAGUUUUAUAAUGGUGGGAAUGUCUUGCUGCUCCAUUAAGGCAUUUGUAGAUUUUAAAGAAAGAUAUGAAAUUGUCCAUUAAAUCAAGUAAAAAUGUAAAGAAGUGUUUUCAUAAAAUAUUGUAAACGCUUUUCUUCAAGAAUAUGUGAGUGGGUCACAUUAUUUUUACCUUAUGUUCAUCAGUAAUAUUAUUCUUUAGUCAGUAAUUACAUGUGUAAUAAAAGAGUAAUAUGGAAACCUUUUAACUUAUUUUUAAAGGAACACGUUGAGCCAGAAAGUAUCAUGAUGUUUAAAAAUAAAAUUAAUUUUUCACACCCUCAUGUAAAGAUGUCUUAUUAUAAUAAGCCUUAUGACCUGGCCAGUGUUUUGUUUGAUGUAUACAGAAUUUUCAGAGUUAGUUGGAGGAAGAGUCUUAUUUUUUCAUGUUGUAAUUAUUUUUUAAGCUGAUACAUUAACUCUUCAAUUUGACGGUUUUAGUUUUUCCAUUUUUCUUCUGACUUAUUUAUUUUACUACUGGAUAAUACCAGUAUAGAAAUGUGGGCGUAAUCAAGAACAAGAGGUAAACUACUAAACAAAAUAACUUUCCAACUAUUAGCAGAUGCCUUAAAAAUUUGCCUGAGGGAGAGGCUUAAGACUUCUGAAAUAUACGUGGAUUAUAUCUAUUUUUUUCUGUGUCCCAGCACCUUAAAUCAUUAGAAAUCAGUUACAGUGGAGGAAAAACAAACAUUGUUUUGUUAAAAUAGUGAGUUGGUUUAGUUCUGUUGCUAAGAAAGUAAACAAAAUAUUUUGUGGCAUGAAAAGACAGGGCUGUUUUGAGUAGCAAACUAAUAUUGUGUGUAGUAUAACCAAAUUUACUUUCCCACAUAGGACAGACUGCUAAAUUCCAACAUCUGCACAUCCCAGAAUAAUCCUGUAGAACUCUACUGUCCUAUCUGGCAGCCACUAGCCAUAUAUGGCUGUUUUAUUUAAUUGUAGUUAAGUGUAAUUAAAAAUUCCAUACCUCAGUUGUGCUAGCCACAUUUCAGGUGUUCAGUAGUCACCUGAGGCUAGUGGUUAUCAUAUUGGACAUCAUUACUCUAGAAUUUCUUGUAGCCAUUUAAGAAGAAGCACACUUAGUUAAAAAAUUAGCAUGCUUAAUAUAUAUCUCUGGGCAGUUUUUGAGGGCAUUCUCAAAACUACAUAUAUGAAAGCAUUUUUCCCCCAAAGUGCAUAAGCUAGUGAAUUUAUGUAUAUGACAAAUAUUAGGCAGUCAAUAAAUAUUUAUUGAAUGAGUAAGAAUAUAUUAUUGAGCUAAGCCAUAUAAUAUGUCAAACCUUAAAAACGUAAAGGCUAUAGGGGCUCCUGGGUGGCUCAGUCAGUUGAGCAUCAGACUUUGGCUCAGGUCAUGAUCUCGUGGUUUGUGAGUUCGAGCCCCACAUCGAGCUCGCUGCUGUCAGCAUGGAGUCUGCUUUGGACCCUCUAUUCCCUCUCUCUUUGUCCCAUCCCCCACUUAGGCUCCCAAAAAAUGAAUAAAACAUUAAGAACAAUUUUUAAUGUAAAUGUUAUAAACUAGUACUAUGCUUACUCUUUUCUAGAAUAUAAAGAAUGCAAUACUGUGACAUUUGAAAUAUUAAAAUAGCAGUACAGUCUCUUCCAUAUAAGAAACCAUCUAUAUGAAGAUUUCUGUCAUGGGGCAGGACCCACCCUAUCUUCUGUUUUCAUGGCAGAAGCAAGGGCCAGUUGGGAGAGGGCUGGGUUAUCCUACACAUUACCUUCAUGCACUUGUAUUUUCUUUCCACUCACAAAUGUAUAUAAACAUUUUAGAUGUUUUAUCUGGUGGAACUUUUAGGAGGAUGAGAUUUAUAAUUUGACUACCAACUGGGUGAGGUGGUACUUUUAUCGUAAAUUAGCAACCGACAUUGAGUUGAUGCUUACUUUGGCCAGACCCUCUUUGGUAGGCUUUGUAUUCCCUGAGUCACUUAAUCUUCACAACAACCCUGUAAGAUAGAUACUGUUGCUUGCUUCCGGUUACAGUUGAGGAAACUGAGGCAAAGAAAGAUUGAAGAACUUCCUCCUGUCCACAUACCUGCUGGUGGCAGAGCCAUUUUACACACCUUGGACAUCUGGCUUUUACACACCUAGGCAGUGCGUUUAACCUGUGUUUUAAGUGUGCAGGGUGACUUCUGAUUCCGGAGCAGAGGUCAGCAAACAUUUUCUGUAAUGGACUAAGAGGCAAAAUUGAGAUUAUUAUGUAGGUAUUAUAUAAUGAGAGAGAGAAUGAAUUUCCACAAAAUUUUUAUUGACAGAAUUCAAAACAUAGUAAUGGAAAACAAUUUUUUUGUUAUACGGUUCUACUAAAGAAGAAUGGAAUACUCAUGGGGAGGAUAAUAUUUCACUCGAUUGGGAUUCAAAGUUACUAUUUCCUAUCAUCAGAAUUGAUUGUAAGUAUUCAUCUGUUAAUGUUGAUCUCUAGUAAGAUUUUACAUAUUUUGUCUUUGAAAAUAUCUUUUCAGACAGAUAAGAAUUGCCAAGUACAUAUGUUAAUCCAUGAGAGUAUUUUCCGGAGCAUAUUUAUCACUUGGAAGGCAUUGGUAGAAUUCUAUUAGAUUCUUUCCUCCCUUGGUCUUUUCCUUUUAGCCUGCUAGAGCCUUGCAGAUUAAUCCCUUCCAAUUGAGGGUUACAGCGUUGGUGGUAUAGUGGUGAGCAUAGCUGCCUUCCAAUUGAGGGUUACGUGGAAGCUCCUGAAUUGCACAAUUGAAUGGAUUUUGAAAAAUGGAAAUUUCCUUUACAUUUGCAUCAGGGUCCAAAAAACACUGCCGGACCUGUGGUUUGAGCAGAAAAUGUAUCUGCUGCAGAUUUGUGCGACAAUGGAAAUACUGCUUCUUGUCUUCCCUCUUGAGAGCACAGGGAUAUAUAAAGCUCCUGGGUGUUACUUUGUGAUUCAAAUCAUGUUAGUUGUCAUCAAAAUUACUCUAGUGUAUGUUUCCUGCAUGAACAUUGUUUUGCUGUCUCCACCUCCAGAGCUUCUGAUUCAGUAGAAUUUGCAUUUUAAUGAGUAAUCAGUCGAUGCUGAUGCUGCUGGUCUGAGGGCACUCUUUGAAAAGCACUACUCUAGAACACUCUGAAUCUGGAGGAGCCUUUUCCUGAAUCCUACAGACAGUGGGGAUAACUGUUCCCAUUGUUUUGCACUGUCUCAAUUUUUGGUUGAAUUCAUUACAGAACAUCAUCAAGUCUGCAACCAAAGCUAGAUUCCAAAGCCAUUCAGUGUUCCGUAACAGUAGUUGAGGGUGUUUUCUUUUGGUCCAGAAAAAUUGCAGUGUCAGUUCUGAACUCAGAAACUCACAAUAAAACUACUGCUGCUAAGCCAACUGGUAGAACAAAUCGGGAUGUCACCUUCCAUAGCUGACAAAAGAUAACAACUGAUGCCGGUUACAUGAAGUUCAAUGUUGAGAGCACUAGUUCAUUAACACAAGAUGAAAGUCAACCAUAUUCCACAAAAACCUGCUGUAUAUAGUACAGUGAAUAACCAUAGGGUUUUAAUACUUUGCAUCUUCACAAGUUUUGUAAAUUUGACCACCUAAGCCUUUUUUUGCUCCACACAUUCUUACCACCAGAUGUAACACAUCUUAGCAGAUUCUACUUCAGCUUGUACCAAAGUCACGUUUUCUUAACUUCUUAGAAAACACUCUUACCUAUAGUUGUUGCACACAGACUAUUCAUAGAAACUAACUCUUCAAUCACUUCAGCCUCAGCAUUGACUUAUCAAAUAAACCACAAUAA